This is a messenger RNA of Siniperca chuatsi (mandarin fish), 3113 nucleotides long. RefSeq names its product E3 ubiquitin/ISG15 ligase TRIM25-like. Lineage: Eukaryota; Metazoa; Chordata; Actinopteri; Centrarchiformes; Sinipercidae. Bases 1056 to 2534 code for a protein of 492 amino acids. The record is from RefSeq and is a predicted model, not a curated record. Gene Ontology annotation, molecular function: zinc ion binding. The transcript is spliced from 8 exons.
GAGACUUGAAUAAGUUGUGACUUGAAUUUGAUCAGAGACAAUUUUCUGAUAUUGUGCAGGCACAUUUAUGAGCCAAUCAAGUAUUCUUUCAGAUAUUUUUGCUAUCUCACACUAUCAUCACAUGGAGUGCUCCCUCCCUCACUCAGUCUCUCUCUCUCUCUCACUCUCUCACUCUUUUCCCUCACUCUUACACACACACAAGAUUGCAGCUAAAAAUGGCACAUGAUCAGGACAGAGACAGAACUAAUUCAAAGCGCAAACUGCCGUUUCAACAUUUUUCAAAGAUCCACUCCAUCUGAUGUAACACAUACAAUUCCUUCUCCAUUCAUGCACACAAUUGCUAGCACUUUACACUUAACUUCAACAUAUAUGGCCUGUCACACAUUCACUCAACACACAAAAUUUAUUACUCAUCCACACUCUUGCUGCAGCUUACAUUCAUGCACAAUUUCUCACUUCUGGCCAGUAGUCACUGCCCCGUAGACCUCUUAGUGACUAUUUAUGGUUUGGCUCCUCAGCAAACCCUUAAACUACCUGUCCCUUCAGACCUCACCCUGCAGUUUCUUCUGCCUCUUUGAGUGAGUGGUAUCCACAGGUCUUUACUCAUAAAAGAUAUCUAUAUCCUCAUAACUCGUGACUUAUUCACGCUGUUUAAUUCUUCUUCAAUAAAACACUUGAGUCAAAUAGAGUCCAAUGCAAUAUAGAUUUUACUGUAAUAGCAAAACAAAGCACACGUAAAACCGAGUUGGUUCAUGAAGCAACUGAACAGGCUCAAUUGUGCAUUCACUAAUAUUUCAGGGAGAGGCAGCCGGGAGCCGGCUCCGAUCGUUCACUUAAAGGAGCCAAAGAGCCGACUCGUUCGCGACCAACACAUCACUGAGAGAGAGAGAGAGAGAGAGAGAGAGAGAGAGAGAGAGAGAGAGAGAGAGAGAGAGAUGUGGCUUUGACAGUGGUCAUGAGUUAUGUAGCCAGAGACAACACAGUUACUGUCUGAAUUUAUGCCAGUGAGCUGGAGUUAGCUGCACUAGCACAAAAGCCUCACCUGACGUUUCAUCAUGGCCGAAGUGGACGAGAGUCAGUUUUCUCUCAUGAGUCUGGAGGAUGAGCUGACCUGCAGCAUCUGUCUGAGUACCUUUGACUGUCCGGUGACCAUCCCCUGCGGACACAACUUCUGCCAGGACUGCCUCCUGGCCACCUGGAAGGACUCCUACAGCUGUCCUCAGUGUCGGACCCACUUCGCCACCAAACCGGAGCUGAAGAAAAACACGGUCCUCAGCACCGUCGUGGAGACCUUCAACUUGAGGUCGACCAAGAGCGAGGCCCGCCUGACAGCAGAGGAGAGCAAAGCCGAGAAAGAGGAUGUCAUACGCUGCGAUACAUGUAUGGAAGCAGAGGCGUCCCAGACCUGCCUCACCUGCAUGGCCUCUUUCUGUGAGGAGCACCUGCGGCCUCACCGGGAAAACCCAAACUUUAGUCUCCACCAGCUGAGUGAGCCUGUAGGCGACCUUUCGGAGCGUAUCUGCCCGGACCACCACAAGCUGAUGGAGCUCUUCUGCACCCAACAUGGCCGCCCAAUCUGCAGCUUCUGCCUCCAGCAAGUCCACAAAGGCUGCUCCUUCGUGGCUCCUGAGGAGCAGAGGAACCUGAAAGAGUACGACCUCAGAGACAAGUUGGGUUUGCUGGACGGGAAGAUUGAGAAGACAAAGACUGUUAUGUUGCAAAUGAAUGACACGCAGAGCAAGCUGAAGGACACAGCAACCAAAAAGAAGACAGCAUUGGCAGCUGUGUAUCAGCAGAUGCGGGAUAUGUUGGCCCAAGAGGAACUCAAGGCCCAACAUGAGGUGGACUGCGAGCUGGAGACUGGCCAGACGAAACUGCAGGAUCUCAUAAAGAGGUUAACUGAGAAUUCUGAGAAGAUGAGAAAAGCCAGAGAAGAUCUAGACAGUCUGCUGAGUCAAUCCCAUACCCUGGCCUUUCUACAGGCUUCAUUUAACUUGCCUAAGGCUAUAAAGUUUGACCUUUACACCCCUCGAAUCAGCCUGGACUCCAAGAAGGUGACAGCAACACAGGGCUUUGCUGCUGCCCUGAAGGAGAAUCUGACAGAGAUCCUUAAACAGCCUGUUGAGGCCAGACUACCGAUACUUAAACCAGGUGAAUGUGCAGAUGAAAAAGCAGUUCCUGUCUCAGGACCUGCAAAUACUGGAAAUACUGGAUCUCAGCUGAAAUCUGAACUACCAGAGCAGGAAAGACAGCCCAUGUCCCACAGUCCAGGUCGUCCACCCAUCAGGCCAUACUUCCACCCAGUUCCUAUAGUUCAUCGCUAUAUGGGACCACAUGGAGGCUGGAAUCGAUCCCAGCAUGCACAGGGCCAGUCACCAGGCUUUUAUAGGGGUCCUCCAUUUAUGGCACAACAAGACAGAAAGCCCCCCAAUGCUCCAGGAGAAAAUAAUCCAAGUGCGAAAGGAUCUGAUUUCUCCAAGAAAGACAAUCCCAGAAGCCAUCCUUCAUCAGAGAAAUCAAAAAAAAAUAAGUAGAUGCAGCAACAUAUGUAUUUGCAUCUGCAGUCCUAAUACAAUGAGGCACUGAGACUCAUUGUUAAUCACAUGAUAGGUAAUGGCCCUAUUCUAUUGCUUUAUAAGUGUUUAAAUAAAAAGUAUCCACAUACAUACACAAAGCCAGCCUUUGGCACUUAGUAGCAUUACUUUACAUAAUAGUCACUAUAGAUAUGUACUGUAUGAUUGUUUAUAUGAUGACAUAUUUAUGUGCAAGUGUGGUAGCAGUUGCUUGGAAGUGAUCACCAAGCAACUUGAGCUCAAUCAUUUACCAAUUUAACAAAUGCUAACACAUCCCAAUAUAAUAAUGUCAAUGUGAAUCAUAACAGCAGCCCCCCCAUUAUUUAAGUAAUUUAUGAUAGAACUUAAUUAAAACACAGAGACACAUGGUUUAUAUAUGAAAAUAUUUAUGGGAAUGUCUUAAAAUUCAAAAGAUCGCUUCAAUACAUUCAGUUCAAUCAAAAUCAGUUUGUCACCUGCAGUAACAAUUUCACCUAUAACCUCUUUCAUUAACAGCUAUGUUUUCCAUGAUUGUUACCAAUAAAAGCUUAUUUUCACGCA